Messenger RNA from Solea solea (common sole), 3180 nucleotides. It is a transcript of the gene azin1b, whose product is annotated as antizyme inhibitor 1b. The coding region runs from base 435 to 1742 and encodes 435 amino acids. NCBI's taxonomy places the organism in Eukaryota, Metazoa, Chordata, Actinopteri, Pleuronectiformes, Soleidae. The record is from RefSeq and is a predicted model, not a curated record. Gene Ontology annotation, molecular function: ornithine decarboxylase activator activity; ornithine decarboxylase activity. The transcript has 11 exons. Gene Ontology annotation, biological process: negative regulation of protein catabolic process; positive regulation of polyamine transmembrane transport. Gene Ontology annotation, cellular component: cytoplasm.
UGCUCUGUCUUCCAGUAGCGAUCUACCCUGCGACUGCGAGAGAAGACGUUAACCCACCGACGUUCGUCCCUUAUCUUCGACAUAUGGCCGAAACAGUCCUCUUUCUUUCUUUUAUCGAUGUGCCCACUACUCUUUAAAAAUUCCGCCGAAAAAGAGAAGACGAUUUUCCAAAACAUUCUGGCCGUUAUCUCACGGCUCCCCUGUCUCUGCACAGGUGUAUGAGCGCUACCCAGAAGGCCUAGGGGCCGCUCUUUACCGGGAGCAGUUUGACUUCAACGCUGAGCCACCUUGGGAUCCUAGCUGAUAGCGGGACAGGUCCAUCUCCUGACUUGUCCAUUUUGUUGCAUACCAGUAGGACCCCAUUGGCUCAGUCGUGACCCCUUGACUUGUAUAACAGUUCUUUAUGAUUGUCGGAUUAGCGGAAUACGGUUGAGAUGAAAGGAUUUGCUGACAAACCCAACUACAUCAUUGAACUUCUGGAGGGAGGAGUGACCCUUGAAGAUGUUAUUGACGGACACAUCUGGGAGCAGGCAUUGGUGGAGAAAAGUGCAUUUGUAGUGGGUGACCUUGGUGCACUGAUGCGACAGCAUGCCUGCUGGCAGAGCAUUGUGCCACAGCUGCAGCCCUACUACCCAGUCAAGUCCAACAGCAGCCCUGCUGUCUUCCAGGUGCUGGCGUCCUUAGGCUUGGGUUUCGUUUGCACCAACAAGGCUGAAAUGAACCUGGCUCUGGAGCAUGGAGUACUACCAGAAAAUAUCAUUCUGUCAGGAGUUUGCAAGCAGGUGGCCCACAUCAAACAUGCUGCCAAGAACAACAUCCUGUAUCUUGUGUGUGAAAAUGAGGCAGAGUUAUCCAAGAUUUCCCGUCUGCACCCUGGUGCAAAGUUGCUGCUGCAGUUGACCACUGAGGCCCAUGCAGCUGAGACCAGCAUGGCCUUUGGCUCCUCUCUGAAGAGCUGUCGCCAUCUGCUGGAGGCAGCCAAGGAGCAGGGAGUCCAGGUGGUGGGGGUGACCUUUCACAUUCCCAGCUCCUGUCAGGAUUUACAACAGGCUUACACCCAUGCGCUGUCAAAUGCUCGCUGUGUGUUUGACAUGGGGCUGGACCUUGGCUUUAACUUGAACAUCUUGGACAUUGGUGGUGGAUUUACUGGCUCGGAGUUUCAGCUCAAACAGGUGGAGUCUGCAGUCAGGCCCCUGCUGGAUGCAUACUUUCCUCCACUGUCAGGUGUGCAAGUGUUGGCUCAGCCUGGCAACUUCUAUGUGGCUUCAGCAUUCAGCCUAGCUGUCAGUGUGAUUGGCAAAAAGGUGGUGACGCAUCACUGGGACAGUCUAGCUCAAGGUGAGAACAAUGAGGAUACAGAGUUCCUGUACUACAUGAAUGAGGGUGUUUAUGGUCCAUUCAGCCGCAAGCUUCUGGGAAACUCCAUCGCUGCCCCAUCACUGCACAAGCAUGUGCUGUGUUCUGAAGAGACGGUGUAUCCCAGCAGCCUUUGGGGCCCGUCACUGGACGACUUGGACCAGGUGGUGGAGCGCUGCCUUUUGCCUGAGCUGAGUGUGGGAGACUGGCUUCUCUUCUCCAAUAUGGGAGCAUGUAACCUGGAGGAGUGCACCUUCCUCUCUGGCUCUCCACAGUUGCCGGUUUACUACACUGUGUCCACCUCUGACUGGUACGAAAUGCAGGAGGCCGGUGUGGCACUGGACAGUGCCAUGAAGAAUUUCUCCAUGGUCCAGUACAGUGCGUAAACUGCCCUCUUCCCCUGUUCCAUAAGAUAUUGCACAGAUCCUUCUUAGCCUGUCCUUCGACCAUGCGAGCAGAAGGGUCCGCGUCGUAUUUAUGACCAGGGGCUACAUUCCAGCCACCAUGGAAAAUUAUGUGUCCCAUUAUUUCUUCAAGGAAUUAGAUUUUUUACUUCUACAAAUGGUUGUUCAGUAACUCCAUUUUAAAAAUGUUAUCUGGAAGAAAAUCUUUUUCACUCCUCCCUCUGGUUUCAAAACCUGUCGGCUCAAAGAACUCUAGCCCAUGCCCAAAUGACAUUAUGCAACAAAAUGGACGACUCUAUGGAGAUGGGACCCCGCCUCAACGUAUUGGGGUGGUUUUGUUUCCUACAUAAAAUAAUCCCGUUUACAAAUUGUACAAUUGAUUUAAAUCCUGUUCUUUAAGUACCUUUUGACAGUCGUGUAAAUCCUGUAUCUGUUCAACACAUACUUUUUUUGUUUUUGUCUGUAGAUGAUUUUUGAAGAGAGAAUCAAUGCCUUGUGUGGAUUCUGUGUUCCAGACCCCUCACUUUGCAGAGUUUAAAUUAAAUUAUGACAAUUAUGUAACCUUUUUUUUAUUGCAGUUCACCUCAAUGCAUUUUUAUUUAUUGGAUUCAGAUAUUACUGGGGAUAUUUAAAGCCCCAUAUUUGUGUGUUUAGCCCAGGUAUUAUGCUGUGGCCCAUCUAACAGUGUUUUCCUGAUAAAAUAUCAACGUUUUUUGUUUUUUUGUUUUUUUUUAGCUACAUGGAUAUAAGUGUGCUGUGAUUGCCAUUUGUGACCUCAGUGGUUUCCCUUUAUUCUAAAGGCUUGAAGGAUUGCAGUGGGAGAUUCUCUUAACACUGAGUUAGAGUUUGAACACAGAGAAGCUGCAUACACCCAAAUGCACUCCUUGCCUCUAAUUGAAACAGAGGUUCAUCUGGUUUUUCAUGCACAAAGUCUUUUGUAGGUUAAAGAAAUACUGUGACAUUUACCAGUGCAGCCCUUUUUAGCUCUUCAUAUCAGUGUCUCUUGCCAAGGGAUUGGUCCUUCACCCAGGAUCUGAAAAACCAGCAAAGGAUAUUUUUUUUCUUAUGUGUGCUCGAACAUAUUAUGACCUGCAGGUUGCAGGUAUAGGCUUUAAAGAUUAUACCUGCAACAUGAAAGACAAUAGUUGUACAAAUGAUUGAACACAUGUUAGACUUUUCCCAAUUUUAUGAGGGACAUAAAUCGCAGUCAUGUGUACAGCUAAAUCUCAUGUCUAAUGAUAUUAAAGGUGACCUGACGUAACUGCAAUUUUUAAAGAAUCCUGCCCUUGUGUUAAAAAUUACUAAUGUAUUAAUGACAUGCUCGUCUAAGGCACUAAUGGACCAUAGCCUGUUUUGACUGUAAAUUGUGCUUGUUAAAGUAAUGAAAGUGAUUAAUUUAAUACAUUUCUGACUGAAAUCA